GCUUCUACUGCUGGGAUGUCUUACACGCAAGCACACACACGUUUUAUGGUGUAUCGUCGCACACUGCUACGCGCAACCGACACACCCCUCUCGACUCACUUCGUUCACUCGUCCCUAACUCGGUCGCCGCCGUGGCCAACAAUAUACUAAUGCACAAUGACUCCUCCUCCGACGAGGAGGACGACCGCCGCAACCUCGUCGACCAGAACCACCGCAAACCUCCGUCCCCGUCCCCGGCCGCCGUCUUCCACGUCGAAGAUCGCUCUCCGCGCUUCUUCCGCCGGAAUUUUAUAUACCAGAAGAAGUACAUUGUCACAAUCCUCGCUUUCCUCCUCGUCAUCCUCUUCUUCUCCGUCGCCAAUUUCCACAGUGUCUUCUCAAGCUCUUCCUUCCAAUUCGAUUCCGUCACUGAUCGAAUGAAGGAAUCUGAAUUGCGCGCCAUUAACCUCUUGCGGCGACAGCAGCUAGGACUCUUAAUCGCGUGGAACACCACGCGUCGGUCCAACGCGUCGGAUCCGAACCAAUUGGAGGAUCUGAAAUCUGCGUUGUUCAAGCAGAUUUCCCUCAACCAAGAGAUUCAGCAGGUUCUGUUGAACCCGCAUUCCAUGGGGAACAUAGUUGAGCCUGAGUUCGAUUUAAACGCUACUUUGAACGGCGUUGUUUACGAUAGGUGUAGAACGGUGGAUCAGAAUUUGUCGCAGAGGAGAACCAUCCAGUGGAACCCUAGAGAUGGUAAAUUUUUACUUGCUAUAUGCGUGUCUGGGCAAAUGUCUAACCAUUUGAUUUGUUUGGAGAAACACAUAUUUUUCGCUGCUUUGCUAAAUAGGGCUUUAGUGAUUCCUAGUUCCAAGGUGGAUUACCGGUACGAUAGAGUUGUGGAUAUUGAUCGCAUUAACAAGUGCUUGGGGAAGAAAGUGGUGUUUUCGUUUGAGGAGUUUUCGAAUAUAAAGAAGGGUCACAUGCACAUUGAUAAGUUUUUGUGUUACUUUUCGAAGCCCACGCCUUGUUACUUGGACGAUGAAUGGUUGAAGAAGUUGGGGGGUUUAGGUGUGACUAUGAAUAAACAAGAGGCCGUGUGGGAUGAGGAUACCCGGAAUCCGAAGAACAAGACGGCUCAGGAUGUGCUGGGGAAGUUUAACUAUGAUGAUGAUGUUAUGGCAAUUGGGGAUGUGUUCUAUGCUGAAGUGGAGCCAGAAUGGGUGAUGCAACCUGGUGGGCCAAUUGCACACCAAUGCAAGACUCUCAUUGAACCUAAUCACCUUAUUUCACUCACUGCCCAACGGUUUAUUCAGACAUUUCUCGGAAGGAACUUCAUUGCAUUGCAUUUUCGAAGACACGGGUUUUUGAAGUUCUGUAAUGCUAAAAAGCCAAGUUGCUUUUACCCCAUUCCUCAAGCUGCAGAUUGCAUCAUGAGGGUGGUUGAAAGGGCUGAUGCACCUAUUGUUUAUCUUUCUACGGAUGCAGCAGAAAGUGAAACUGGACUGCUUCAGUCUCUGGUAGUGCUGAACGGCAGGCCUGUUCCUCUUGUAAUGCGACCAGCUCGAAAUUCAGCAGAAAAAUGGGAUGCUCUGUUGUACAGGCAUGGUUUGGAAGGAGAUACACAGGUGGAAGCUAUGCUGGACAAGACUAUAUGUGCCAUGUCUAGCGUGUUCAUCGGAGCCCCUGGUUCCACUUUCACCGAAGACAUCCUGCGGCUGAGAAGGGGCUGGGGAUCUGCAUCGAUAUGUGAUGAGUAUCUUUGCCAUGGUGAAGAACCAGACAUUGUAGCGGAAAAUGAAUAACAACAGAAGUGGUUUUCUCGGGACCAGCACGUAUUUGUUGUGCCAUGAUUGGAGAUUUGUCAAUGUGAGUAGUCAUGUAAGAUAAUAGAAUUAGCAAUGUUAUGGAUAAGUUUUGCUUGUUAUACAUUCUUUUGUUAUAAUGAUUAUAAUUUGUAUUACCCAUACACUGAUCCAGAAUUUGCCCUAUUUCAACCUUCCAUUUCUCAUU
Vigna angularis (adzuki bean) is the source of this 1989-nucleotide messenger RNA. Its product is annotated as O-fucosyltransferase 36. Gene Ontology annotation, biological process: protein O-linked glycosylation via fucose. The coding region runs from base 150 to 1781 and encodes 543 amino acids. Gene Ontology annotation, molecular function: peptide-O-fucosyltransferase activity. The record is from RefSeq and is a predicted model, not a curated record. Lineage: Eukaryota; Viridiplantae; Streptophyta; Magnoliopsida; Fabales; Fabaceae. The transcript is spliced from 3 exons.